Molecule: messenger RNA, 1129 nt
Organism: Mya arenaria
Lineage: Eukaryota; Metazoa; Mollusca; Bivalvia; Myida; Myidae
Exons: 2
Coding region: 39-1094 (351 amino acids)
Source: RefSeq, a predicted model, not a curated record
GUCGAAAACUGAGUUUGUCUCCGAAAAAACUGAAAGACAUGAGACAAUUUGUGAAAGAUAAAAAACACACUCAGUUUGAAUGUCUAAACAUUUCCAAGAUUUCGUACAGUUGUAUCAAAGGCAGGAAGUUUGCUAAACCAGAAAAUAUGCAGUUCGAGGAAAAGGAAUGCAUUGUUCUGUCUGUUUUUUUAAAAGGAUGGAUUCCGGUUGGGUUUGAAAAGUUCCCUGAUAAAGUUGGAAACUAUUUCAUUGAUGUGCGAGAAUUUCAAGGAAUAGACAUGCAUGGAGAUAAAAUUGAUAUGCUGUCAGCGGAAGCAACUACAACGGUUUAUAAGCAAGAACUUUAUACAUGCACUGUGCAAGGCAAUCUAAAAGUAGACGGAGAUGAAUCCACGUAUGCACUUACCUGUGCUCAUGGAGUUCUGAGUAAAAGCAAUAUUCUUGAAUUGGAGCAUGAUUUAAAGAUAGGAGGAAAUCACGCAGGUGCCCUUUUCAAAGAAACUAUUGCUCCUAAAUGCAACCUCGGAAUCAUCAAAGAUGCCUUUUAUGGUAUUCAUAACCAGGUUUUUGUUGAUAUUGCUAUCGUCGAACUCAAACGACCAUUGAAAAACAUAACAGAUGAAAUAAGGAAACAUGCCUCAGACUUUGACAUACCACCACUUUACAAGCUGAGAUACAAAACUAACUUUGAUGACAUAAAUAGAAAGGCGAUUGUUAUGAAAUAUGGAUGCAAAUCGGGUCUUACAUUUGGAUUGUUCGUUGAACGUGUCGAGCUUGAAAACAAACCUGAUGUUUUGGUUAUCGACGGAGUAUCAAAACAGUUUUCGCUACCAGGUGAUUCCGGGGCGAUUCUGCUGAUGGUCGAUCCCAAAAUAGUUAGCAAUGCCGUACUUAAUUCACUAGAAGUAGACAGGGAAUAUCUUAUUGCUUUAAACGAUCAGGACGAAAACGGUUCAAACGUGCAAGAGAACGACCAUUUCAAAAUCAUUGGAAUCGUUCAUGGAUGUUCCAAAGAUGAUACGAAAAUAACAUUCUGUACAAGAAUGACGCCCAGCAUGUCAGCGUUGAAACAGUCGUAUCAUUUUUGUUCGUAGUUUCGCUCAUCCGACGAUGAAUUGUGCUUCCGAAA